Messenger RNA from Penicillium canescens, 813 nucleotides. RefSeq names its product RlpA-like double-psi beta-barrel domain-containing protein. The transcript has a single exon. The record is from RefSeq and is a predicted model, not a curated record. NCBI's taxonomy places the organism in Eukaryota, Fungi, Ascomycota, Eurotiomycetes, Eurotiales, Aspergillaceae. The coding region runs from base 1 to 813 and encodes 270 amino acids.
AUGAGUUUCCGAUCGAGUGUCACAGCCAGCUUGCUCGCCCAGCUAGGAGUCGUUGCUAGAUCUACUAUUGACAGUGGGAAUGGCUUUGUCACGUACUACUAUGACGUCGAGCAGGUGAACGCUUGCGGUACUACAUUUGAGUCUCAAAAUCAAGGCGGAGUGAUGUGUAGCUCCCUCAUACCGCUUUCCCUUAACCAGAUUAAUACAAACCACCUUGUCGCUAUGAAUAGCACCCAGCUACGCCAAGACCCGGCGAAAUACUGCGGUAAACAAGUAAUAGUCUCCGUUAAUGGGAAGCCAUCCACCAUGCAGCUCUUCAUUGGAGAUGGCUGCGAACGAUGUAGUGUCGGCUCUUCAUCCACCAGGAUUUGGAAUGCGGAAGGCGCUCCUGGUCUUGACUUUAGCUAUACUGUCCUAGACGAGUUGGCCGGAGGAAAUGCCUGCAGUUUAGGUCACCUCGCAAUCUCAUGGGAAAUAACUGACACGACGAUAAACGACAUUGUGAACAGCUCUUCUGGCGUUUCCUUGCCAUCAGUAUCGAAACAGCCUGGAUACACGACUGCGUCCGCCUCGCCCCGGUGUUCAGCUCCUUUGCUGGCCCCGUCGAGGGUGCAGAUCGGCGCAAAUACCACCAUUUCAUCGGCAACUGCAUGCACGGACAACGUUUGGAAACGCGACGGGAAUGUCCUGGAACAGUGUAUCGGCACCACAUGGACACCCCGUGAGACAUGUUUUGCUGGCUGGAGAUGCCGCGGCGGUUCUAACCCAUACUGCACACCAGGAUACGUAGGGAAAGGUGUCACGUUGCUUUAA